This is a messenger RNA of Rangifer tarandus platyrhynchus (Svalbard reindeer), 225 nucleotides long. Lineage: Eukaryota; Metazoa; Chordata; Mammalia; Artiodactyla; Cervidae. The record is from the annotation of a GenBank genome assembly.
AUGGCAACCGCAGGCAGCCGGAGCGCCAGGGUCUGGAGCCCUCCCGGCCGCCGUUGCUUUGGCUACGCUCGCGCAGGCUUCGGCUGCGGAGGCGGGGCGAAGGCCACUCGCUGGCCGGCCCCGCCCCUCGCUGCCGCAGUAACGCCUGGGCUGGCUGCGGGUCAGUCAGGCCGGCAGCCUCUCUACGCCGUUCCCGGUCGGCUCGCCGCAGCCCACGCGCAGUAG